Messenger RNA from Phoenix dactylifera (date palm), 1877 nucleotides. Its product is annotated as silicon efflux transporter LSI2-like. Gene Ontology annotation, biological process: transmembrane transport. The record is from RefSeq and is a predicted model, not a curated record. Gene Ontology annotation, cellular component: membrane. NCBI's taxonomy places the organism in Eukaryota, Viridiplantae, Streptophyta, Magnoliopsida, Arecales, Arecaceae.
GCUUUUCCUCUCUCUUCAUUCUUGCAGGCAUCUUGCUGUCUCCUCGAGACUACUGCAAGUUGAGCUCGCUGCUCUUACAUUCCUUUCACUCAAAGGACACGAAAACUUGUGAAGUUGAAGGCAGUGCAUGGAAAUUUUGUUUGGCUUCUUUUUGUUAACGAUGUCAUAUGAACUGCAAGUGUGAUCUUCAUGGAAGCUUAGCAGAGGCCAAACAAGUUUUCUUAUUGAAGUACUAGACUUGCUACUCAAAAGUAUUCACUCUUACCGGCAUUUUCGCAUCGAAAAGGUUUCGCAUUUACAUAGAGAAAUGGCACUUGCUCCAACUGCUGAAGUAGCUCUGGGCUCAAUUGCCUUCGGAAUAUUUUGGGUGCUAGCCGUCUUCCCUGCAGUCCCAUUCCUCCCCAUUGGAAGAACUGCUGGGUCUCUUCUUGGUGCGUUGCUCAUGGUCAUCUUCCGGGCGAUCACUCCAGAGCAAGCUUAUGCUUCUAUCGACAUCCCCAUCCUCAGCCUUCUGUUCGGAACUAUGGUCGUCAGCAUCUAUCUUGAGAGAGCCCACAUGUUUAAAUACUUGGGAUUGUUGCUUUCUUGGAAGAGCAAAGGUGGCAAGGACUUGCUCUGCCGAAUCUGCCUUAUUUCGGCCUUGUCGAGUGCACUAUUCACCAACGACACCUCCUGCAUUGUGUUAACUGAGUUUGUUCUCAAGCUCGCAAGGCAGCACAAUCUGCCACCGAGACCAUUCCUCCUAGCACUGGCAUCAAGUGCCAACAUUGGCUCCACUGCGACUCCCAUCGGAAACCCGCAAAAUUUGGUUAUAGCUGUCCAGAGCAAGAUCUCUUUCGGAAAAUUCUUCGCAGGAAUCAUCCCCGCAAUGCUCAUUGGGGUGGUCAUCAACAUAACGCUUCUUCUAUGCAUGUUUUGGAACACAUUGAAGGUAAACAAGGUUGAAGAGGAGGUGAUGGAGGAAGCGGUCGAUGAGGAUGAAGUGAUCUCUCAUAAGUUCUCUCCUGCAAGAAUGUCGCAUACGACCCAAGAGGGAGUUUGUGGGGAUGAUGUUGGGAAGAGCAGGUCGCGAGCGAGAGCAGCUUCUUUUCAAGUCCCUGAUGUGAAGAGACUCUUGAGUAAAAAGACCAUGAUCUUGAAGGGCUGUGCUUAUCUUGUGACUGUAGGGAUGCUGAUCUCUCUGCUCAUGGGACUAAACAUGUCAUGGACUGCACUCUGUGCUGCCCUUGCACUCGUUGUCAUCGACUUCAGGGAUGCUGGACCCUGCCUUGAUAAGGUUUCGUAUUCGCUGUUGAUAUUCUUCUGUGGGAUGUUCAUCACUGUUGAUGGAUUCAACAAAACCGGACUACCGAGUGCUCUGUGGAAUUUCAUGGAGCCUCACGCACGGAUCAAUCAUGCUACUGGAGUGGCAGUUCUCGCCCUUGUCAUACUACUACUUUCAAACUUCGCAUCCAAUGUACCUACUGUGCUCUUGCUCGGAGCCCAGGUGGCAAAAUCAGCAGCAGCAGUUUCUCCGGCGGAUGAGACAAGAGCAUGGCUCAUACUUGCAUGGGUAAGCACGGUCGCUGGCAACUUGUCUCUCCUAGGGUCGGCGGCAAACUUGAUUGUCUGCGAGCAGGCACGACGGUCACAAUUGUUUGGAUACACGCUCUCCUUCUGGGGUCAUAUUGUCUUCGGGGUUCCGUCGACGCUUAUCGUGGCAGCAAUUGGCCUGCCUCUUAUUAGGGGUUAGUUUAUAGUCAUGGAUGGUUAUCGCCUUACGAUAGUAGUUGGUUUUAUCUUGAAAGCUUUUGUAAUAAAAGCUAAGUAAAGAUCUAUAGCUCUCAUAUUUUAAGGAAAUCCAAUGAGUUCUAGUAUAUUAGUUUCGUUUAUAUCAA